AUGGCAUCCCCCUUCUCACUCCCUGCGGCCCUCAACCCACCCAUAACUGGCAGAGAGGGCGUGGCGGACGCUAUAUAUCGCUGUGCUUUGGCUUGGGACACAAACGACACGGCCCUAUUCGACUCCAGUUUUAUGCCUGACGGCGUAUUCGAGGUUAACGACCACACCAUGAAUGGCCUACCUGAGAUCCAUGCCACAGGGCUCGCUCUCAUCUUCAAGCUCGACACGACGCACCUGGUCACCAAUGUGCGUGUCCACAUGGGAGAGGAUAACGAAGCCAGUCUGACCGCUACCGUGCUGAUGCAACACUUUGUCAAGGGCAAGGGCAUGGAGCCCAGUCAAAAGAGCCUGAUGUCGGGUAGUCUGUACUACGCCGAGCUAGCCAAUGACACAGAUGGGCUGUGGAAGUUCAAACAUCUAAAGAUCAAAUCUAUCUGGGUGGAGGGCGAUUAUGGCGUGAUUGGGGACAAUUUUAGCGAGGUUGGGUGGUAA
Molecule: messenger RNA, 492 nt
Organism: Trichoderma virens Gv29-8
Lineage: Eukaryota; Fungi; Ascomycota; Sordariomycetes; Hypocreales; Hypocreaceae
Exons: 1
Coding region: 1-492 (163 amino acids)
Source: RefSeq, a predicted model, not a curated record